AUGAGUUCUUUCUUGAUGGGCUAUCCGCAUCAUCACAUUCAAUCCAUGGGGAUUAAUAUUGAACCUAAGUUUCCUCCCAGCGAGGAUUAUCCAAGCUUCCAUAACGGAUAUGGUGCAGUCAAUGGUAUAACCCAAUCUGGAAAUCAGGAUUACUUGCACCAUGUUCAGUCCGAUUCACUACAUCUUUCUGGGGCGGUGGGUGCAGCCGAAAACGUAUCUACCGGCGGAAAUGCCCACGUUACCGGUAGCGGGAGUAAUGGUGGAGGUGGAGCCUCUUCGGGAUAUAACGAUUACUCAUCUUCGAUGGUGGGCCAUUAUUAUCACCACCCGCAUCAUCAUCACCAUCAUCACCACCAUCAUCCACAUGCUCAUCAUACACAUAAUGGAUAUGUGUCGCCAGUGCAGAUGCAGCCAACACCAACCACACCCAUCGCCCCACCCAUCCCUACGCUUGCACCUACUGUUCCGACUACGGCAUCAAACAGCUCUGUUGCCAGUCACAAUUCUUUCCCUACGAAUGUGGCUCCCGGGUACUACAACGGAUACUAUGCAGCCACAAAUCAAGGUCAUCCGUCUAUGAUGGAUACGCCACUGCAAUGUGUUGGUACCGAAGUAAGCAACACCGCAUUGGGACUUCAGGAACUUGGAAUGAAAUUGGAUAGGCGAAUAGAAGAAGCGGCUCCUACAGGGCAGCAGCUGCAAGAGCUAGGUAUGCGGUUACGUUGCGAUGAUGCCAGCUCCGAUCAGGACGAGUUUCUAGAUGAAGAACGCCUGAUGCUCGAUCGUUCUCCCGACGAGCUGGACUCCAACGAUGGUGAUAUGGAAGACCUGGACUCCGAUAAUGAUCUUGGCGACGAUUUGAUGCACGCAACUAGUGAUGGCGAACGUAUCAUUUAUCCUUGGAUGAAGAAAAUCCACGUCGCUGGCGUCGCUAAUGGAUCCUUUCAGCCAGGCAUGGAGCCAAAGCGACAACGAACCGCUUAUACCCGUCAUCAGAUACUAGAGCUGGAGAAAGAGUUUCACUACAAUCGUUACCUUACACGACGUCGACGGAUAGAAAUAGCCCAUACGUUGGUUCUUUCGGAGCGUCAGAUCAAAAUCUGGUUCCAAAACCGACGAAUGAAAUGGAAGAAAGACAAUAAACUACCUAAUACGAAAAAUGUGCGGAAGAAAACUGGCGACCAAAGCAAAUCGAACGCUAGUAACGCUUCUGGUCAGCCCGGAAGUGCAAACAACCAAAAAAAAGGUCGAAAAUCCAAUAGCUCCGUGUUAAGCACAAAAUCAAAACUUCAACAACAAAAUCACCAAAGCGAAUGCCUUCGGACAGACAGUCUUGAAAGCAUGACUGAUAUCCACGGUACAAUGGCGAAUGGCAACACCGGAUCCUCGCAGUAUAUCUCAUCUUCUGAUGUCAACGGUAUACUACCAUUGGCAAACGGAACUAGCGGGACCAACAGCUCUGGUAACGCCAUUCACAAUGACCAUCUUUCACAGCAUCAACAACUACAACAGCAUCAGCAGCUUCAACAUCAGCAACAUCAAUCUCAAUUGAACACCCAAUCAUCAAACAAUAAUAACAACAACACCAGCGCCGCCAGCAACAUGAACAGCGUCCAACAACAUUCCGUCGCUAUAAAAAAUGACUACGAUCUUACUGCGCUGUAG
Molecule: messenger RNA, 1665 nt
Organism: Anopheles moucheti
Lineage: Eukaryota; Metazoa; Arthropoda; Insecta; Diptera; Culicidae
Gene: Dfd
Product: homeotic protein deformed
Exons: 5
Coding region: 1-1665 (554 amino acids)
Biological process (GO): regulation of transcription by RNA polymerase II; anterior/posterior pattern specification
Cellular component (GO): nucleus
Molecular function (GO): RNA polymerase II cis-regulatory region sequence-specific DNA binding; DNA-binding transcription factor activity, RNA polymerase II-specific
Source: RefSeq, a predicted model, not a curated record